AUGGCAAUCACCCAAGUAAACAGUAGAUCUACUAGAAGAACGAGAGGCGAUAUGUUACCUGAAGGUGCAUUAGUUAUCGACCCUCCGGCCUCGAGCGGAAAUGAAGGCCGUCCCCAAGACGAGUUAGAAGGAACCGACAACCCAGUGAACGGAGAACUCGAUGGAGAAGCUCUUCAAGAACAAAUGAGGGACGAAAUUUCCCGUUCACUUGAUAGUUUUGGAGAAAGAGAGGAAGAUGAAGAAAGAGAAGGUGCUAAUAGAGGAAGAGGUGAAGAUGAAGAUGAUGACCUCGAAGAUCAAGACUUCAACAUCAACAAUUUGAAGGAAGAAGACAGCGACUUCAGAUCUUCUUCGUCAGAUUCAUCAGAAUCAAGCAGCGAUUCUUCAAUCAGCUCGAGUGAAGACUCCUCCGGGUCCGACUCCUCCGGGUCCGGGGAUAGCGAGUCACCUUCUGAUUCAGAUUCAGUAGGCACAGUGAAGAAAGAUAAACGAAAGCCUUUAAAAGAACUCGAAAGAGAUCUAGAAAAAGCAAUCCGGAAGACGGAAGCUAUGAAAGCCAGAUUGGCGAAAGAGAAACUUUCCAACAAAGGGAAAGAUAAGGUCAGCAAGCACGGUAAGAAGAAAAAGUCUUCCAAGGACCAAUCAUCUUCGUCAAAGAAGAUCAUCAAGGAAAACGGUAUACGUUUCCAAGAUGGGGCUCCUUGUACUUUGACACUUCCGCCUCUUCAAACUUACUGGGGAGAAGCCAUGAAGAACCUAUCAGAAAACAUUCCUCUUACUGUACUCAAUCCCACUUUCAAGAUAGCAAAACAAUUGAAAGGACAUGUGAGACACGUAAAAGAGAUCAAGUCAUCUACAGAGUCUUGGAUGGUCGCGUUGCGAUACGACAUAAUGGUGAGGGAACAAGUAUUUGGCCAUAGAGCCAAAGGAGUACCAGUUCCCGACUCGAGUAUCUAUGUAGAGAAGUACGAGAAGCUGGCUUGCGAAAAAGCACAAGCAAGAGGCGAGUUAUCAUUUGGUGACACUAACCCUUAUGCGAAAGGGGCAAGGUUCGAGAAUAGAGAUCCAGAGACCGGGAUUUGGAAUGAGAAUGCGGCGAAGCCAUCUAAGAAACGAAAGCUAACUGUUGGUGUUAGAACCUCAUCAUCGACACAAAGAAGAGCUCCAAGACCCUCUAGAGAACCUCGUUUUCCAGAUAUAAUAGAGAUGCUCCCACCGUUACAAAGAGAACAGCCAGUAGCGAGUGGUAGCAGAGGAAUCGCUAGAAGAGGAAGAGGUGGAGGACACAUGGGUAGAGCGAGACCUCGCCAGUAG
This is a messenger RNA of Melampsora larici-populina 98AG31, 1314 nucleotides long. RefSeq lists its product as uncharacterized. The transcript has 6 exons. Lineage: Eukaryota; Fungi; Basidiomycota; Pucciniomycetes; Pucciniales; Melampsoraceae. The coding region runs from base 1 to 1314 and encodes 437 amino acids. The record is from RefSeq and is a predicted model, not a curated record.